AUGCAAGUGCAUUCCUCCCUGCACAUGCAUGCAGCCCUCACCACAAGGAAACGACCACACCAGCCAGUAACGGCGACAACUACCGCUGGCCAGUCACGGCCCAGUCGCCUCUUCUAUAUCAGUGACAAGACGAGCGGCCUCCGUUUCCUUGUCGAUACUGAUGCCGAGAUUUAUGUGAUCCCGCCUCCAAGGCGCCACCAUCUCAAGCCUUCGCAGUUUUCAUUGCAGGCUGUAAAUAGCACCACUAUCAACACUUAUGGCCAACGAUCGCUCACACUUGACAUUGGUCUUUGGCGACGUUUUCAGUGGGUCUUUGUGCAGGCCGACGUCAAAUCUCACAUUAUUGGGGCAGAUUCCCUGACUCAUUUUGGUCUUGCAGUCGACCUCAAGCAUCGCAAACUUAUCGAUACCACAACUACACUCUUUACAAUAGGGAUUGCUGCUUCUGAACCCUCGGUUAGCAUCCAGUUGACCGUACUAAGCCCACCUUUCGCUGACAUUUUGAAGGAUUACUCGUCCCUCACUUAG
Messenger RNA from Spirometra erinaceieuropaei, 528 nucleotides. Lineage: Eukaryota; Metazoa; Platyhelminthes; Cestoda; Diphyllobothriidea; Diphyllobothriidae. The record is from the annotation of a GenBank genome assembly.